Molecule: messenger RNA, 3192 nt
Organism: Podospora pseudocomata
Lineage: Eukaryota; Fungi; Ascomycota; Sordariomycetes; Sordariales; Podosporaceae
Exons: 2
Coding region: 1-3192 (1063 amino acids)
Molecular function (GO): protein binding
Source: RefSeq, a predicted model, not a curated record
AUGUAUAGAUGGUACCAAAAUGCAACAAUAUGCUAUGCAUUCCUCAACGAUGUCGAUGACAGCUAUGACGAGGACCCUGAACUGGUCUUGGAAGCUACUGGAGAACAGCGCACGGCUGCCAGAAUUCGAAACACGAUACGAUCAGUUCGACAUAGUCGAUGGUUCACGAGAGGGUGGACAUUGCAAGAGCUGAUUGCACCUGCAAACGUCACCUUUUAUUCCCGAAACUGGAAUGUCCUCGGCACCAAACUAAGGGAUGUCCCCUUAAACGAGCCUUCGGCCUAUCAUGAGCCUCUAGAUUUUGCAACAAUUGUCAGCCAGAUUACGGGGGUUGACCUUGAUGUUCUCUCAGGCCAUCUGGAUUUGGACAGCAUCAGCGUUGCCGGCAAGAUGAAGUGGGCAGCUAAACGACGCACGACUCGAACAGAAUACAUGGCAUAUUGUCUGAUGGGUCUGUUCAAUGUCAAUAUGCCCUUGCUUUAUGGUGAGGGUGGCCGUGCUUUCAUGCGGUUACAAGAGGAGAUCAUCAAAGUAACCAAUGACCAGUCAAUUUUCUGUUGGGAAUGUGAUGAGGCCGAUGUCCUUCAAAAUCAUCUCUCAGGCCUGUUGGCAUCUAAGCCGGUUCACUUUGCCAGUUUUGGGGACAUUAGGCCUCUGCCCUUUGAUGCUUCUCGCCCAAGUUCCCCCUCGACAAUGACAAACGCGGGCCUCCACGUGGAGUUCUAUCUCGAACGAGCUACAGAAUCGACAUGCCACAAUUCACAUCACGAAUUCAACGCCAUCCUGGAUUGUUAUCCUCGCAAACACAUUAAGCAAGAUGGAACAACUUCCUCUCGGAACCCAGCCAUGCGCCUGAUAGCUCUCGGUGGUGACCAGUUUGCACGGCUGUUCCCUUCAAAAGUUGUCUGGGUAUCUGCAGACCACUGGCAGACGGAUGGAGGGGAGAAUCAAUACAUCUACGUAAAACAGUCUCCGGUCAUUAGAGUUCCCGACAUUGUCGUUUCUGAGGACCCGUCCGACCGCUGCCGACUAAUUGAUGUCUGGCCCCCAUCGCGCUGGAUCGCAGCUACUUGGACUCUGGGCCUCGCGACUUCAAGCCGAAACGACACCACGAUUCGAGAUACUGCCCUGGCCAAGUUUAAGUAUCGGGUCAAGACCACCACUGCUGAACAUGACAAUGAGCCUUUGAUGAUAGAGGUGAGGGUGGGUAUUUGCUCAAAGCUGCAGCUGGGUUCGUCUAUUUCGUGGGACUGUUGGUGUCAUUUCCGGAACUUAUCCAACAAACUAAACACUCACGAAUCCGACCCCCCUAUCGAGGCGGUUGACCGGCAGCUGACCCGUGGGUUCGCUCAAUACAUCCAAGAGGGCGUGCAGGCGGUAGUUGAGACUGUCCACACACGAAACCGCUCCUACUUCUCCUUGACUGUCUCCAAUGUCUAUGAAAUGGACAGCGUUACGAGUUUACGUUCUAUUCUUGAAGUCCAGGGCACCGAAAUCGGCGCCACUGGAACCACAAAUUCAGUAUCGGCAGCAUUAUUAGUCGAUGUAGCCUCAAAAAGCACGGUGCAAGACACGUGGCAAUGGAUUCUUGGAAUUAAUAGCCCUGGGUUCAACACGGGAACGGCAGCCGCUUUAUCACACCCUCCGCCAAUUCGAACACGUUCUUGUCCGCAAUCCAAAGCCAACCCAGAACCUCUUGAGCAAAGCCCCGUCUACGAAACAUUUUCUGAAGUCCUUGCUACAGCAAUCAAAACGGGUGUCAUGAUUGAAGCCUCUGCUGUUAUCAACCCGUUUGAAAGCUAUUUCACCACAUUGUUGAUCCAGGCUUGCAUUAAAAAUGAAGACCAAGCAGCGAGGCAGCUGCUUACCAGUCCGCUGAGCAGUGUGCUAGUCGACAUCAAGACCUCCAUACAAACACGAGAUCAAAGUGAGCUGGAACCAUGGCAUGAAAUCUUCCGGGACUUUAGAGUCAUCCACUGGGCCUCAGCACUUGGACAUCUCGCUAUUGUCAAGUUGCUCACUGCACAUGGGGCGGAUCCUAGCAGUACUACAGGGCUUGGACUGUCAGCCGUUCAUUUAGCAGCACUUACUUCCCAUUCCCUAAUCGUGGAGCACCUUCUCGACGUUCUCGAAGACAAACGACCCGAGUGGUUCGAGAAUGAACAGUUUGGGCAAGCAGAGUCGCCGGCCCAUCUGAUCGCUGCCUAUAUCAGGGGAUCUGAAACCGCGAGGAUCCUGAAUCGGCUUUUACCCGAUCUAAAGCUAGCGGGAAAGCCCAAAAACGACCGUCUAGGAGACAUGGGUCUGCCCGAGUUGGAGAUACUCAGCCUGUCCCCAAUAGCUGCCAGCCUUGAGGAGAUGGAUGCCGAGGAGCUUCAUCGUGUUAUGCCAAACCAGCUUACACUGCCAAUCAAUACGUUUCAUGAGACCGCACUCCACCGCGCUGCCGCAAUGGACAAUAUUCACGCAGUGAAAGCCUUCUUAGACAACUCUGAAUAUUUUCCCCGACCAUCGGCUUACCAAGAUUGUGUUGGCAGAACUCCAUUGUGGCACGCUGCCGCUGCCGGGGCUUUGAAGGCAGUCGAGGAAUUUCUUCAACACAAAGACGGAGUCCCCAUCGAUGAACCUGAUACGCUUGGAAGAACACCAUUACACGCAGCCUGUCGCGGCGGCCAUGUCGAGGUCGUUGACGUACUUCUCAGGGCCGGAGCGAAUCCAACAGCUGCGACAACAGAGUCCCACAUGACGCCUGCUCACUUUGCUGCAUUGAGCGGCAAAGAGGAAAUUCUUCGAUUGCUUAACAAACACACAGAAAGACUAGACAUCUUCUCAGAGUCCGCAAGACUGUCCCCUCUUCAUAUUGCAACUUCGAAUGGAUUUUUGGGCUGUGUCAGGUUUCUUUGUGAAACCGGAGCACAGUUGGACGUAAUGGCCGGUCAUCGUUUGAUUGUGAGAAGCCAUCCCAAUAUUGGCUUUUUGGACGUCAGUCUGGCCAAGAAACAUGGCUACUGGAGUCUGCACGAGCUGGCUCAACAUGGAAACCACACACAGGUCCAGCGGUAUCUGGAAAUGAUUGCCCCUGGUCAGGCAGGCGUGAAGACAGGGUCCAGCACGGGACUGUUCGACGUCGAAUUGGGAAGCAGUUUGUGGCCUUCAUUUCAUUACGAGAAAUUACUGACUCGUAACCUAUGA